UUGUAGCUUCUGUAGGUAGUCCGUGGCGUCUAUGCGUCAAUAAUAGAGGCGGAGUGGCUACAGUGACAGUCUGAUGAUGGGUGGCGUGUAGAGGAUAUCUAUGGUGCUUGAGGGCGUUACCAACACUUAAGACAAUGGCGGCAGCAUCGGCACUACCCUCCAAGCUGAAGAAGAAGACGAUGAGGGUGAAGCAUCAGAAGGUGAAGGUGUUCAGAGCCAACGAGCCCUUCCUCUCCGUCUUCAUGUGGGGAGUUAACCACACGAGCAGUGAACUGAGCCACAUAAAUGUUCCUGUUAUGUUAAUGCCUGAUGACUUCAAAGCUCACUCCAAAGUCCGUGUAGACAACCACCUGUUCAAUAAGGAAAAUCUGCCAUCACAUUUUAAAGUUAAAGAAUACUGCCCAAUUGUCUUCAGAAAUUUACGUGAAAGAUUUGGCAUUGAUGAUGCUGAUUUCCGAGAAUCUUUAACAAGGUCGAGACUAAUUGAAGUCCAGCGAUAUGGGGUCUUUAGUAACGACAGGUCCCAGCCAGUAUCUAUAGACUCUCCAGGAAGAAGUGGAGCACGGUUUUACAGUUCAUGUGACAAGAUGUACAUAGUCAAGACCCUAACUAGCGAUGAAGUCGAACAAAUGCAUGCCUUGCUCAAAGAAUACCACCCUUAUGUUGUAAAUCGGCAUGGCAAGACCUUAUUACCGCAGUACCUGGCCAUGUAUCGUCUCACAGUGGACAACAUAGAAACCUAUUGUGUUGUUAUGAGAAAUGUUUUCUCCACCUUCCUCAAAAUCCAUAAGAAAUAUGAUCUUAAAGGUUCAACAGUAGACCGUGAAGCAUCAGUGAAGGAGCUGGAGAAAGAUUUACCUACUUUAAAGGAUAAUGAUUUUAUGAAGGAAGGAACAAAAAUACAUAUUGGUGAAGAGGCCAAGCAUCAACUUAUGGAAACAUUAACAGCUGAUGUUGAGUUUUUGAUGAAACUUCACUUGAUGGAUUACUCCCUUCUUCUGGGUAUUCAUGACAUAGCUAAGGCUGAAAUGGAUGGUGUUAUGCAGAAUGAAUCAGAGGAUGAUGCUGUCGAGGAGGAAGAGGAAGAUGAAUGUUCUGGUGUACCUACACCUCCUGACUCUCCAAACACAGCUGCAAGAGAACGAGCAACCAGUAAUGGAGCAAUUGAUCCAGAUGUUGAAAUAUAUGCUAUUGAGAGUAAUGAAAAUGCACCUCAGCGGGAAAUAUAUUUCAUGGCCCUCAUUGAUGUGCUCACUCAUUAUGGUGUUAAAAAGCAAGCAGCAAAAGCUGCAAAGACUGUCAAAUAUGGAUCUAAUGCUGAUGGCAUAUCUACAGUUGAACCAGAACAAUAUGGACGUCGAUUCUUGGAUUUUAUGAACCAAGCUAUUGUGUAAAUGGGAAAGUGGAAUCUGCUAAUUGGUUUUGGUAGGGAAAAGGAUUUUCUCAGAACAUUAUGAAUAUUUCUUUUCAUUGGUUUAAGUACUUGUAGAUUUUUCUCACCUGCUGCCUGUUCUAUGAUGAAACUAGUGCAUAUUUGAUUGUUGAGUGUGGCAUAUUUUCCAGUAAUACUAAAUGACCUGUCUGCUAGCAUACUUUAGUUUCUUGUGUUUUGUUAUGUCUGGAAACAGACAUCACACCAAGAUCUCAGAAUAUGUGGACACUACUUAAGUGAAAACUAGGUAAACAAAUGAUACAAAUUACUACUUUAAAGUAUCCAUAAACUACUCAAAACAAUGUAAAUUUUCCUUAAGGAGAUAGAUGGUUUUUUGGAGAGGAUGACUAACUUAAAUAUGUAAUGCUAUAACAUUCUUAUAUCAAGUCAUCUAUGUUUUGUCAUUUUCUCAUCCAGAAAGAUGUUUUGACAGAUUAUCAGAGUUUAUAUAAAGCAUGAGCAGUAUUUAAAAAGAUACUUUUUGUUAAUUUAGGCAAUUAUUUUUACACUUCAAAGCUCAUUGUCUUGUUUAUUGUUGUUGUUUUUGCAAUCAUGUAACUAAUCGUGUAAGUAGCACCAUGUCCAACAUUAGUGAUUUAUGUUGAAGAAUACUCAAAUUUAGAUUUUCAUUUGCUUAGCAAUAAGGAAAUGAUUACAGUUAUGAAUGAAUGUCAUAAACUGUAGUCCUUAUGUUUGCCAUUACUCAUAUGAAAUAGUCUUUGUCUGUGAUUGAGGGUUGACCUUUCUUUGGAUUUUUUUUUUCUUUUUUCCAAUACAUAUUUAUUUGUUUUUAAUAAGGUCUUAUUUCCUACAUCAGGGCUAUGAAUAUGAAAUCUUAUCUCAAAGCUCAAAGUAUAUAAACAGAAACUUCAUUAUAUUUUGUCACUGUAAUUUCAAGUAGUAUAAUUAUAAGGGAGGUCACUCUUAGAUGAAAAAAGGACUUGCCAAUAUAAUUAAUAAAAUGCUACACUAGUCUAUACAGUUACAUUAGUAGUUAUAUGCAUUGCCUUUGAAGAGCUUUAAGAAACUAAAGUGUGUAUUGUGUGUGACUUUCCUACUUAACAUUUCAGCAGUCUCUCCAGUAACAGAAAUAAGUUACAGGAAUACAGUGAAAUAGCACUGCGUAGUUCUUAAAUGUUUUUAUGCUUGAAGAAUUUUCAUCUACUUUGCAUUAACACUUAGAGUUUUUUUUGUUAUAUACACACAAGUAAAGAGUUAAGAGAUUGUUGAGCCGUGUGUAAUCCUCCAGUGCAAAUUAAAUUACUUGAUUUUAGCAUUGUAAUGACGAUUGAGAAAUGUGUUGGCAUUCAAUUGAUUAUCCAGAAGUGCGUUAGUGAAUAAUGAACACUAAUUAUUGUUGCUUAUAUGCAGAACAGAGUUGCUGUAGGUGGCUGAUAAUUUUCUCAUGGAAGAAAAUGAUCAUUGCUGAACAUUUGAAAGAAAAUUAAUCUUUCAGUAGAUUUGCAGACAAAAUUCAUAUAUUUAUAAGGCUAAUCAAAGGCAAGAACAUUAUAUAGAUGGCAUUUAUUGUAAAUGAAAUUUUGUUGUAUUUAUUCUGAUGGAAAUGACACAAGCUUUAUAAGGCAAGAUCUACAUAAUGGAGAACAACAACUUAAGGUAAAAUGUAUGCAGAUUUGAGCCUGUGUUCUCAGUAAGUAAUCCUAUUAUAACAUUUUGUGAUAAGAAAUAUUGAAAACCCUUGUUAAAUAUGUUUGUUUUAUUCUCUUGAAAUAUGCAAGGUUAACUUACACACACACACACGCACACGCACACACACACACACACACACACACACACACACACACACACACACACACACACACACACACACACACUGAAUCAUCCAACAACAUGCAUUAUGAUAAGGUCUGGUGAUGGACAGUGACAGUGAGCUGCAGCUCCUGGUCAGCUUCCAGCCACUUGGUCAGAAGGGUAAACAAUGUUCUGUGUUGCCAGUGUUUCUCUCUCUCUCUCUCUCUCUCUCUCUCUCUCUCUCUCUCUCUCUCUCUCUCUCUCUCUCUCUCUCUCUCUCUCUCUCUCUCUCUCUCUCUCUCUCUCUCUCCAUUUUUUCUUAUUUUAUUAUAUCACAUUGUCUACAAAAUGUUUAUGAGUCUCUUACCUCCAGUGCAAAGAAGAAAAGUAGUUACUCUUGAGAUAUAAGCUGAUUGCAUUUGAGUAAAGACUUGUAUGAUUGGUGAUCUUAAUCAUCUUAAUGGAUAAGAAGCAGUGAUGCAGUGACAUUGUCAGCAUCAGUUAAAUCCACUUAUUGUGAAGAGCAAGUUGGGACUGGUUUAUGUGGAAAAAUUACUUGUUACAGUGAUAGAAGGCCAGAUACAGAAGUGCAUGCUGCAUUAAUGUUAGUCCAAUGCUUCAAACAUUCUUCAAGCCCAGUAUGCUUUCAGCUCUGUAUGUUUAUGGUGAGUACCUAUGUGACGGUUCUAUUUUUCACUUUCAGUACAACGGUCAAUAAUUUACUUGAGAUUUUUAGCAGUUCUGGAAGAACUCUGGUAGAUAGGUGACUGCCCAAGUGUAGGCUUAUGUAAAUAUUUGGAGCACAUUUAAGAUAGGCUCAGCCAAGCCAUGAUGGUCAGUGAUGUAUGUAUUUUUUCCUUGCAAUAUUUUCAAUUGAUGAUUUUUUUAAGUAGGUAUUUAUCACCAUUAGUAUCACUAGGUGUGUGUGUGUGUGUGUGUGAGAGAGAGAGAGAGAGAGUGAGGCACUGAAGCAAAGAUGAAAGAACAUUUUUAGAAUCUGAUUAUCAAUCAGAGUAUGGUUCAUUCAUACCAAAGAAUCAUCUUGAAACAUUUCCCACUAUUUUACACAUUUCUAUGUAAUAUGUUUCAGUGCUUAUAAGUUGAUUGUGCAUGCAUAUUGACAAGAUAUUUAUGCAUAUAUGGUAAGAUUUAAACUGAAGAAUACAUACAGCUUUUUGUAACUUUAUAACAUUGGUAUUAGCUCAAUAAAUACCAUGCCUUACUUUUCCAGAUUCAUAAUUGCUUUCAGAGAUGCACUAGACUGACAGGGUUAUGCAUGCUUAUUACUAUGAUGAUUUUCUUUUCUAUAUUAUAUACAUUUUUUCAUACAUACAUGUCUGAGUGUUAUUCAUGUGAGAACUACCACAAAUAAAUUAAUUAAUCACAACUUCUCAUAUAACUGAAUAUGUGAUGUAUUAACACAAGAGAGAAAAAAAUUUAUGAAUUAAGAUUAGCAAUAUCCAAAAAUCAAGACAUUGCAAUACAUGAACAUUUGUAGAACAUGCAUAUAUGAUAACUACAGUGCUGAGGAAAUUAUAACAUUUACACUGAUGACAGAAUGUCCAAAGAGUUCUUUCCCUCAUAGCCAACCAAUUAUGAUUUUAAUAAAGGGAACUGAGAGGGAAGAUCCUAACAGGGUAGUACAAAGUUCAGCAUAGUAGCAAUAACUAAUUCAGAGAAUUAUGAGCAUCUGUAUCAUAAUGUGAUGGCACAGGAACAGUGAUGCGCUAUACAUGUUUAAAGAUGAUGGAAAAGGUAAAUGACAUCAAUGUUUAAGGUAGCUUUUCUGGUACAGUUUGUUUUCAUUUUAUAGAUUGUAUGAGAAUUGAAUUUCUAAAAAUAUUAAUGAUUACUGUUGGUGUGCUAUGCAUUAAUUAUUUGAUAUACACUACAGAAAAUAAGGCACCUAGGAUAAACAGUUGAAUUAUCUAAAAAUAAACUGGUUUACAGUAACACUUGUUAAGAACCACCUAAAACAUGAAUUAUUUGUCUCUCCUGUUGCAAAUAAGCCAGCUCUGGUAGCUCAUGGCUAAUACACAAAUUUUCUGCGAUAUUUUCCCCUCUACAGUAAGGUAGAAUUGUCACUUACUGUAUUCAAGAGUGGAUGCAGGGGAAUGGUUCAACACUUAUUUUUUUUCAAUUUUUUUAUUUAUUUAUUUUUAUUAUUUUUUUAUUUCAGAUUAUGGUCUUUAUGACUUAGAUUUAACCUAGUAUGAGAUGUGCUCUGGGUUUCAGUGUAGUAUAGCUGUGAUUUAACAAGCAGAAGUUGGUAAGGUCUACCACUUACUGUGAAGAAUUUCUCUUAAUAUGUGGUUUAUAAUAACUUAUGUAUUGUCCAUCCCAUUACACCUUUGGUUAUAUUUUGUUGUAAUUUGAUGUCAUUUGUGAAACUCUCACAACAUAGCUUUUCUGUAAACCAUCCUAUAUAAAUGCACAUAAUGUGUAGAGUAUGUGAGACAGAUAUCAAAGGCAAGUAAUUGAAAAGCCCACACUCAUGCAUUGCUCUCAACAAUAUUUUUAAUUAAUUGUGUUACAUGUUAUUGUUCAGUAUACUUACAAAUGGAAACUUUUCCAUAUCCAGUAUUCCUUUUUUUUUUAUUACUCUCUCUCUCUCUCUCUCUCUCUCUCUCUCUCUCUCUCUCUCUCUCUCUCUCUCUCUCUAUUUUUUUUUCUAUUGCCUUGUACCAUUUCUUGAAAAUAAAUAUGAUCAAUUAUUAUUAUUUGUAAGCUAGUUGUUCUCCAUUAUGUAUAAACAACAUGAGAAGGUUACAUGUUGGGUAAUUUUUUAAUGGGUGAUUCAUGUGUACUUUAUGUUGAGUCUGUAGUUAGUUGAGGGAAUGGUGUCAGGGGUGCUGCUCUUGCAUGCAAUCAUUCACCUGACACUUCACAGUGUUUUACCAACAAGUCAAAAAUUGUGAUGAAUUUAAAAAGUUUAUAGUGUAUGAAAAUUUUCUCACAUAUUGUUUCUGUUAAUUAAUCAAGUAAUUAAUUAGUUUAUUAAUUUAUUUUAAGUGAUUUAUUUUUUCAUUUAUUCAUUUACCUGAUAAUUUUCUUUUUUCACUGUCACAUAAAGUCCUGGAUCUUUGCCUAGUAAUUACUGUUACAGUAACUGAAAUGCUCAUAACCAACUUGUUUAUAUUUAUGUAUCUAUCUAUCUAUCUAUCUAUCUGUCUAUCUAUAUAUUUUUUUUCCUAGAUGAGAGUUAAAUUUUUCGAAUUAAUUCACAAGGAUUUUCUUCCUAUGCAGUUUAAUACUUUUUUUUCAUUAAUACAGCCCUCUACAUUAAUAUUGUAUGUCAUGAUCUGAAUUUUCUGCAGAGAACUAGCAUUCUAGAGUGAGAAGUGCAUAUGUUUCAUGAAAAGCUUGGAUAUGUGUUUGUGGGGUAAAUGUUGUGUAUUUGAUUAAUUCAACUAGAAUAUAGGAGAAUUCUUGUGAGAAAAGCUCACCUGUCUAGAUAUAAUAUACUGUAGAGGUCUCAUGCAUUCUAAUGAUACUGCUAUAUCAGUAAUAAUAUAAUCAAUGGGAUCUAUCAUUUCUGUUUACACCUUGAUACUGUUCAUAAGACUGGAACCAUGUCUAAGCAAGCAUUAUAUAUCAACAUUCACAUAGCUUGGAGAUUUGAAUUGUACCUUAAGAGCGUGCAAGCUUUUAUUAUCCUUUAUUUAUUGUAUACGACCUUCCAAUAGGAAAAUAAUGUUUUGACACAUACAUACUGUUAUAGGAGAGAGGCCUUAGUGUACAGAUUGUGGGUCGUGCUCAUCCAGGUGACCGUGCAGUUUCUCUCAUAAAUGAAAGUUUCUCGAUGAUCAAGAAAUCCGUAUGCUGUAGAUUAGGUGUCCAUUAUAGUGUGUGUAUAAUAUUAAUUACUUAUGAGAGAUUCAGUGAAAAGCACAACUUUUUUUGUGUGUGUAUAUUUAGAAUUCUUGCAAUAAUAAUAAUAAUAAUAAAUAGAAGUUUGCAAUUGUAUGUUGUUCAGACUACUAAGUGAUCACUGAUACCAUUGUCCAUUAUUUUUUGUUAAAUUGAUUUCAUUGACAUGGCUUAAACUGCUUUUUGCUCCAAUAAUGCAGUAUAUAUUACUCAAGAGGUGUCUUAGAUAGUAGUAACGUCCUAGAUUUGCUGACCUUUAUUGGUGUGCCUGUACAAAUAUAGGAUGUAGAAUUAGACAUGUUGCAAUUCGCCAGUCAGUAGAUAGUAGCUUAGCUGUGUGUAGUUCAUAUGUACCAUUUAUGCACCGGUUUUUGUAAUUCAUCUCAUACCAUCAACAUUUUGUAGUCAUUCUUGUAUUGUUUGGAGCGUUUGGAAUGUUGUGAGAAUGUCAAGGGUAAUUAUGUGGAGAUGUUUGCUCUGACUGAUGCAAUGAAGGUCUCUUAUGUGAAAUGGAAAACUUGAAAAAAUACGUACCAUAGUAAUUAUGUUUAGUGUUUUGGAGUAGGGUACAGCUUUCAGUAUUUGUUCUCAUUUGCUCAAGCAUAGAAUGAAGCUGUUUGUGUACCGUGAUAAUGUUAAUAUUUCAUACCAAUGUGCAACCUAUUGUUUGUUAUAAUUAUGUAUUUAUUAAUUAUUGUUACAAUGGCUAUCACUAUUAUUAUUAUUAUUAUUAUUAUUAUUAUUAUUAUUAUUAUUAUUAUUAUAAUUUUUGUGUUAUUAUUAUUAUUGCAAUAACAAAUAUGUAGUAAAUCAGAUCAGCAUUCAUGACACAGUGGGACUUAGUUAAUUCAGAAUGUUCAAGACUAAAUUUGAAUCAACAGAUUUGUCACAUAAGUAGAAUUCUGGAAGUUUUUUAUACAUUUGUCAGUGCCUUUUUUUCCACUCAUACCUUUUCUUAUGUAUAAGCUUUGUUGUAUAUGUCAUUAUACUCAGCCCUCCUGUUUUGGUACAUAUGCAUUAGUAGUGCCUAUGCCUAACAUGAAUGGUGUGGCAGGCAGCAGAGCCACAUGGUACCUUGUACACUAAUGAGUUAAGAAUCAUUAGUAAACCACUGCACUGACUUCAGUCAGACUGCUCCAAGUACUGGUGGUUCAUGUGCUCUGUGUUGUUGUCCUAUUACAUGUCUGAAGAUUUGGUUUAGCGCUUUGUUUGCUGCAGGAGAAAAUUAUGAAAUAAACCUCUACAUUUGAAAUGUUAUAUGAUGAAUUAAUGAGGUUCCACUGCAAAUAGCUAUAUAUGCCUAGUGCACAAGUUCCAAAGUAUUAUCGUUAUUAAGUUUCCUUUGUUGUAAGUAAUUUAUUUUUUUGAGUUAAGGUAAUUCAGUUGUCUUUGUUUCCACUGUACAGCCAAACAUGUCACUAACUUGCCCACAAGAUAUGCACAGAAGGAGUAAAUUCACUUUGUAUUGUAGGAAAAUCUCCUAAGACCUUACUUGUGUGUUAAUUGCAUGAGAUUAUAAUAUAUGCCUUUUAGAAAAAAGUGUAAUUUUAUGUCUGUGAUAUAUCAGCAGCUACUUCAAACUUUCAUUAAAAUCAGGUCUAAUUUCUCCUCAUCCAUGACUCAGACCAAGUGAUGAGUGAGAUGGUUUUCAUUGUGGCCUCAUGCACACUAUGUAGAUUUGUAUAAGUGUUUUGAAAAAUGAUUGUUGAAUUCAAUGUUAAAUUCUAUGUAUUUAUGUUAAUGUCUCAUAAAAUGCACAUGUGCCCAUCAAAACAUUUCUUAGUAUGGACCAAAGUUAAAAUAUGUGCACACUAACACACACUGAUCUUCAGUCACACUUUAACCUGUUUAAUAUUAGUAGUGAGUUCAGAAUGAAAUAAGGAAAGAAUCCUAAGCCAGUUUUGUACUGAUGAUUUCAAGUGUUGAAAAGAAAGUAUUUAAUAUUUUUUUCAUGAGAAUUUGGAUAUGCUAAGGAUUGUGUAUUACACGUGAUUCAUGGUACAUACAUAGGUAGCAAUUCUACCUACCUGUGUUUUCAGUAGGUUGUAGACACAGUGCUGCAUACUCAAAAUGUUAAGCUGGUUUUACACAGGAAAUAUUUCUUUCUUAUAAGUGCUGCUCAUGUCCAGUGUGUUUCUUCAACACAUGUUUGUAGUGAAAAUCCUUAUUGAAAGAAGUUACCUUUCAAUGUUAAUGAUGGUUUGGUAAAAAGUACGUUGUGGAAAAGAUGUCAUUAUAAAUGACAGUGAGUAAAAUUUGUAACAACAAUACUAAUUUUACUACUGUACAUUGAAAGAUACUUUACUCUGACAUAAAAUUACACAACUAGAUUUGUGUUAAGGGAAUAUACUAUGAAGGUAUAGCAACUUUAUGAAGGAAACACCCCUGUGUAAUAAUGGUUUUACAUGUGUAUUUGUUAUGAUAAUAGUUUGCUUGUAGACUCUAAAAUUCAAAAUUAAAUAUAAUAAGAUAUAUGAAAGAAAAUUAACUCAAGGUAUCAGUCUCAAAUGCUCAGAGUACAUACAUUUAAGACUCUGUAUUGAAAUCUGAGCCAGAUCAGAGAACAAAUAUUACGAAACUGAUUAUUCACAUCUCAUUCAAAUAAGACUACUAUGCUACGUGAAUAUGAUCUGAAUAACAUAGUAAGGACACUCAAUCAGAAGUUUCCUUUAAGAUGUGUGAAUAUAAAACUCAUACAGAGCAAAAAUGUGGAUGAAACUAGUUUUCAUUUGACUUGCUAAAUUUUAGCCAGUAGUCAAUAAGAUAUUUGAAAUAAUAAUCAUAUAAAAUGAAUGAAAUAUAGAAUCAUAACCGUAUUUUGGUUUAUUGGGAAGUGCUCAUCUGUAAUUCAUGUGUUAGUGUUUUGAGUAGCCAAAGCCCAGUGCAUUCUUGGCUUGAAGAGUGCUUUAUUUGUCAAUUAUGUGUAUGGAAUUUGGGUCAAAGGGUGUAAACUUUAGCAUGGCAGGUGCCUCAACAUCCUCUGGUGGGAAGACCAGUGUUCUAAGCUAUGCAGUUCUUUUUCAUCUUUUGUAAAAAUGCUUUCAUAUGACACUGUAAUUGUAGAGUGAAUUAUGAUAUAAGGAGUUUAUUUGGUAAUUAGUGAUGUUUUGUGAAAUAUUGACCAAAAAUUAAGUUAGAUUAGCUGUAAAGUUUCUCAUGAACAUUCUUCAUACUGUGAGUAAGAAAAUUUAAGUUCCCACCACUAAGGAGUUGAUAUCUAUCUUCCCUCCCGUCCAAAGUUUAACCAUUUUUACCCUACUCGCAAGUUGCCUUAGGAGACUUGUUGUCUAGCGUCUGGUUGCUGUACAGGUUUGUCUGUGAAACAGUUCAAUUCACUGUUGUCAGUACCUUUGUUUGGACUGAUCUUUUGUGCAUUUCUCUUAAGGGUAAUCUUUAUUAUAAGGUCAUUAUGAGCAAUUAUUUAAUGAUUUUAUCAAGGGAUUACUAAUCUCAUUAUUUUCUACCAGAUAUGUAUAAAUACAUUCAAGGCUUA
Molecule: messenger RNA, 10547 nt
Organism: Scylla paramamosain (green mud crab)
Lineage: Eukaryota; Metazoa; Arthropoda; Malacostraca; Decapoda; Portunidae
Gene: PIP4K
Product: phosphatidylinositol 5-phosphate 4-kinase type-2 alpha-like
Exons: 10
Coding region: 135-1394 (419 amino acids)
Biological process (GO): phosphatidylinositol phosphate biosynthetic process
Cellular component (GO): plasma membrane
Molecular function (GO): 1-phosphatidylinositol-4-phosphate 5-kinase activity; 1-phosphatidylinositol-5-phosphate 4-kinase activity
Source: RefSeq, a predicted model, not a curated record